AUAACUACUAGGAACUAAUACACAGUACUGGUAGUGAUGGAUGUUUCCUUUCUGAGGCACCGCUCCGUGAAGCUGUCUCGGGUACCACAGAUGCAGAUGGAGCUGUCUAAUUGUACCACUCUUUGCAGAUUACUUCCAUCCUGUGCAGUAGCUCCCCCCUCCCCUCGUACCAUUCUGUCAGAACACUCUCCAUGGUUCUUCUACAGAAGUUUUUGAGUGUUUUAGGUGAUAAACCAAAAUCUCCUCAAACUCCUAAUGAAAUAUAGCUGCUGUCUUGCCUUCUUCAUAGCUGCACCACUAUAUUGGGACCAGGUUAGAUUCUCCGAGAUACUGACACGCAGGAACUUGAAGCUGCUCAUUUCUGAUCCCUCCGGGGAUUGGUUUGAGUUCUCUCGCCUGACCCUUUCUGAAGUCCUCUGGUCUUGCUGACGUUGAGUGCAAGGUUGUCACUGCGACGCCACUCAACCUCGUUCCUGCACGUCCUCUCGUCGCCGUCUGAGAUUCUGCCAGAAAUCAGCCAAGUUAUCUCAUCAGCAAACUUUUAGAUGUCGUUUGAGCUGUGCCUGGCCAAGCAGUCAUGGGUGUAGAGAGAGUGGGCUAAGCACACACCCUGAGGUGCGCCAGUGUUGAUCUUCAGCGAGGUGGAGAUGUUCUCACCAAUCCGCACAGGCUGUGGUCUUCCAGCGAGGAAGUCAAGGAUGCGGUUGCACAGGGUUUCAAAGCAUUCCUCGCACAUGGAGAGCCGGUCGGAACGAGGCUCCACCUGGUCCAGCCGUUCCCUGGGCGCACGUUGCCGCAACUCCAUUGCCUCCUGCACGGACGAACAGCCCCACAUCGGAAACUACCGCCUGCUGAAGACCAUCGGCAAGGGCAACUUCGCCAAGGUCAAGCUGGCCCGGCACAUCCUGACCGGCAGGGAGGUGGCGAUCAAAAUUAUUGACAAGACUCAACUGAACCCCACAAGUCUGCAAAAGCUCUUCAGAGAAGUGCGGAUUAUGAAGUGCUUGAAUCACCCGAAUAUCGUGAAGUUAUUUGAGGUGAUUGAAUCAGAGAAGACACUCUACCUGGUGAUGGAAUAUGCAAGUGGAGGUGAAGUGUUUGACUACCUUGUGUCUCAUGGGAGGAUGAAGGAGAAAGAGGCCAGAGCCAAAUUCCGGCAGAUCGUGUCAGCGGUACAGUACUGCCACCAGAGGAACAUUGUGCACCGGGACCUGAAGGCUGAGAACCUUCUCCUGGAUGCCGACUGCAACAUCAAGAUCGCGGACUUUGGCUUCAGUAACGAGUUUCAGUAUGGCAGCAAGCUGGACACCUUCUGCGGGAGCCCCCCGUACGCUGCCCCCGAGCUCUUUCAGGGCAAGAAGUACGACGGUCCAGAGGUGGACAUCUGGAGCCUGGGGGUCAUCCUCUACACACUGGUCAGCGGAUCGCUGCCCUUCGAUGGCCAGAACCUGAAGGAGCUGAGGGAGCGGGUGCUCCGGGGGAAGUACCGCGUCCCCUUCUACAUGUCCACUGACUGCGAGAACAUCCUCAAACGCUUCCUGGUGCUCAACCCGGCCAAGAGAGGCACCCUGGAGCAAAUCAUGAAAGACAAGUGGAUAAACGUUGGCUGCGACGGGGAUGAGCUGCGGCCUUACACGGAACCCGAACAGGACCUAGGAGAUAACAAACGCAUAGAAGUGAUGGUUGGAAUGGGUUACACACGAGAGGAGAUUAAAGAUGCCUUGACCAAGCACAAGUACAAUGAAGUGACAGCCACCUACCUCCUCCUGGGCAGAAAUACAAGCGAGGUGGACGCUGUCGAUUCCCACACCGGCAGUAACCUCUCAUUGGCCAAGGUUCGGCCCAGUAACGAGCUGAAUACCAGUACUACGAGCCAGAGCUCGACGCACAGUAGGAACCAGCGAAGCUCAUCCACCUAUCACAGACAGCGUCGACACAGCGACUUCAGUGGACCGGCAGCCCUGACCUCUCACCCCAAGCGCAGCCAAACCAGCACGGCUGACCACGAGCUGAAAGAAGAACGCAUUCCGUCCCGCAAGCUGACGGGCGCGGCGGUUACCAGCAGCAGCAGGAGUGGAGUGCCCCCCUCCAGCCCGAUGGUCAGCAGCGCCAAUAACCCCAACAAGUCGGAGAUCCCCGACCGGAGGAAGGUGUCGGGCUCCACCAACAAUAAUAUCCCGGCCAGCGCCAUGAGCAGGAGGAACACGUACGUGUGCACCGACCGGACACCCAACGACAGGCAGUCGCUGCUACAGAACGGGAAGGAGAACAGGUAGUCGGUGUGGGCUCUGACCGAUGUGGAUGGAUCUAACCUGGCAGAGGGAGUCACACAGGCGAGACGGUCACCUGGGUGACGGGACAUGGGGUCCACUGGUCCCAGGCACAGUGAUUAACCCCAUCCCUGUUGUAGUCACACUGAUUAACCCCAUCCCUGUUGUAGUCACAACGUUUAACCCCAUCCCUGUUGUAGUCACAACGAUUAACCCAUCCCUGUUGUAGUCACAACGAUUAACCAUCCCUGUUGUAGUCACAACGAUUAACCCCAUCCCUGUUGUAGUCACAACAAUUAACCCAUCCCUGUUGUACAGUCACACUGAUUAACCCCAUCCCUGUUGUAGUCACAACGUUUAACCCCAUCCCUGUUGUAGUCACACUGAUUAACCCCAUCCCUGUUGUACAGUCACAACAAUUAACCCCAUCCCUGUUGUACAGUCACACUGAUUAACCCCAUCCCUGUUGUAGUCACAACGUUUAACCCCAUCCCUGUUGUAGUCACACUGAUUAACCCCAUCCCUGUUGUACAGUCACACUGAUUAACCCCAUCCCUGUUGUAGUCACAACG
Hypanus sabinus (Atlantic stingray) is the source of this 2842-nucleotide messenger RNA. Its product is annotated as MAP/microtubule affinity-regulating kinase 4-like. Gene Ontology annotation, biological process: microtubule cytoskeleton organization; intracellular signal transduction; protein phosphorylation. The coding region runs from base 648 to 2276 and encodes 542 amino acids. The transcript is spliced from 14 exons. Gene Ontology annotation, cellular component: cytoplasm. The record is from RefSeq and is a predicted model, not a curated record. Lineage: Eukaryota; Metazoa; Chordata; Chondrichthyes; Myliobatiformes; Dasyatidae. Gene Ontology annotation, molecular function: protein serine/threonine kinase activity; ATP binding; tau-protein kinase activity.